GUCGCUCCUCGUCUACCACCAAACACACUGCAAGAGCUACCAGUGCUAGUGGGGGGAGAGAGAGAGAGAGAGAAGGUCAGGAAAGAAAAAAAAAAAGGCUCCAAUAUUAUCUUUAUCUAUAUAGCCAGCCAUCCUAUUCGAGUGGUUUUGGUUUUACGCCGAUACAUUCGAAAUCAAACAAACCAGGAACCAGAUGAGCUGCGAGAAAGAGUCCGAAGCUCUUUGCAUUACUAUAUAGUUUCUUUCGAGGUUCAAUAUAUAUAUUUUUAUAUAUUUUGGUAAUUAGGUUCAGGAUCUAGUUUCGGCCAUGGCCUUUUCUUGAGUUUGGCAGAAUCGAAGUCAGCCAGGUCUUGUAGUAUAGUUUUGGGUAGCAUCCAAAAGAAUUUAUGUUGAUUUGGCUUUUGCUUCUGGAGCCCCUUUGUUUUCUUGCUCGUACUGUCUGAUACCGUUGAAAGUUUGCUGUUCGCUUCUGCUUCCCUGACCCUUCCCCUUUUAUUUCCACUAUGCAAAUGCUAUCUGGCGACCCCUUUUCCUUAUCCUCUUCCAUCGGCGGGUUUGCUUCCGCACCGAACCCAAACCCUAACCCUAAACUUAACCCCCCUCCCCUCCCUAAGAAGAAGAGGAAUCUACCGGGAACACCAGAUCCAGAUGCGGAGGUCAUCGCUCUCUCACCCAAGUCUCUCAUGGCUACCAAUCGAUUCAUCUGUGAAAUAUGCAACAAAGGGUUCCAGAGAGACCAAAACCUGCAGCUUCACCGAAGAGGACACAACCUCCCAUGGAAGCUGCGACAGAGGUCGAACAAGGAGGUUCGGAAGAAGGUGUACAUAUGCCCAGAGACGACAUGCGUACACCAUGACCCCUCCAGAGCAUUGGGGGACCUCACCGGGAUAAAGAAGCAUUUCAGCAGAAAACACGGGGAGAAGAAGUGGAAGUGCGACAAGUGUUCGAAGAAAUACGCAGUCCAGUCCGAUUGGAAAGCUCACACCAAAACUUGUGGUACUAGAGAAUAUAAGUGCGACUGUGGUACCCUCUUCUCUAGGAAGGAUAGUUUCAUCACCCACCGAGCUUUCUGCGAUGCCUUGACAGAAGAGAGUGCGAGGCUCACCUCAGUUGGCACGUCAGAUUUAAAUUUUAAAAACGAAGACAGCGUGAUGAACUCUAACUCUCAGCUUAGCUCGGCACAUGGAUUUGGCAUUUCUCAAUUUGGUGCAAAUGGAUUUCGCUCAGAAUUUGAUGGGAUGGGCAUGAGUAUGGGUGGUGCAGACCAGCAGAUGAGGCCAAGCUUGUCACUGUGGUUGAACCAGCUGGGAAAUCAUCGCAUCAAUAAUCCGCUAGAUGUUGGACCUAAUUCUGGCCUUUAUGUGUCAUCUUCAAGUUCUUCAGGUUUGCCCGAGAUCAACAUGCAAAUUCCUCAACCCAAUAAUACCUUUGCUCCCUCUUCUUUGUCCAAUUAUUCCCCAUCUUCACUUCCUAUUGGGAAAAAAGGAGAAAGCAGUGGAACCGCAAACUUAGUACCCAUUUAUAAUUCAGACCCUCGAAACAAUCAAUCAAAGCCAGCUUCUCCCAUGUCAGCCACUGCACUUCUACAGAAAGCGGCUCAGAUGGGUUCAGCCAGAAGCAGCAACUCCUCCAUCUUUAGCGGCAGUUUUGGAGUCAUGAGCUCUUCUUCUUCCCAGACUACGGCAAGUCUCGAAAAUAAUGCCGACCCAAACCGUAACAACGAGCUGAACCAAAUGUAUCAGAGUACGAAGCAAUCAGAGAAUUUUCGUUCAAGCAGCAGUGGUGUCGGCGUGUUGGGAGUAAGCAAUAACUUCAGCUCAUUGACGCAUUCAUCGAACAGUGGUCUUGAUGAACUUGUGUCGCAAUCCCAUGGAAGGCAAAUUAAUAAACAAGUGCCAUUGAAGCUGCAUCCUGAUUCAAACCCCGGGGAACAUGGUUACACCAGAGAUUUUCUUGGAAUGAGCGCUGCAGGAGGAGCUGGCUCUCCUUUCCUUCCCCAGGAGCUCGCCAAGUAUGCUUCCAUGGCCUCAUCCAUGGGUAUGUCUCAAUUCACGAGUAGCACUACUCAAUAAGUUAAGCUAGCUUUUCAAGUGCUCAUGUGCCAUGAUAUACAUGAGCUUAUGCAAUAUGAUUCAACCCGAAGUAAGGCGACGAGCUAGAAGUUAGAACGAGUUAAUUAAUGUCAGGUGGGUGAACGAUGGAGUUCGCGAGAAGUCAGAAUUUAAAGUGAGGUCCCACCACUGCAUGUCAAGAGUUGCGAUCAGUCAUGCAUGUUCUCCAUGUUGCUUUGCUUCUGUCUUAGCAUUGUUAUCGUUUUUGGUUUCUCUUCCUAGACAGAAAUCCAAGGAUGAAUAAAGUAAAAUUGUCAUUCA
Molecule: messenger RNA, 2372 nt
Organism: Prosopis cineraria
Lineage: Eukaryota; Viridiplantae; Streptophyta; Magnoliopsida; Fabales; Fabaceae
Product: zinc finger protein JACKDAW-like
Exons: 3
Coding region: 504-2072 (522 amino acids)
Cellular component (GO): nucleus
Molecular function (GO): DNA-binding transcription factor activity
Source: RefSeq, a predicted model, not a curated record